AUGAUUUUGGUCGGUUGUAUUGGCACAGUAAUUGCAACAAUAAGUUUUUUCGAAAACGUUUUGUUAUUUUAUGUUUUUGCACAUUCAAGAAUAUUGCGUAAACGCAGUCUAUUGUAUUUAACGUGUUUAAGUGUGUGUGAUAUAUUUAUCAGUAUUUCGUAUAUCGGUAUCAUGUCGAUACAGGUAUACGCCGAUUAUUAUCAUUCAUUCGCAUUAUUUAAGCUAUGGCAUGAUUAUUUAUGUGUAACAUUCGCUAUAUCACAUAUAACAAUAUGUAGUGCAUCGUUCUUAAUCAUAGCUGCCACUUUUGAAAGAUAUCUUCAAAUGAAUGUUUCCAAUCGAUGUGCAGUAUUAUUUCGUUUUAUUAAGAAUCACCAAAAAGGAGUUGUUAUUAUUGCAUUUUUCUUAGGAAUUAUAUUCCGUGGAACAAUAUUUUUUGAGAUACAGAUAUUUUAUAUCGAGGGAUGUGAAGGAUUUGCAAGCAUGGGUGUCCGGCUAACUGAGCUCGCUCGAAAUCAAUAUUUCGAUGGCAUUUGGAGAUUUUGGGUGCGAAGAAUCGCCACUGUGUUUGUACCAUUUUUCGUACUUGCAUACUGUAAUGCCGCUAUCGUAUACAAAUUGCAUAAAAGUAAUCGUGAGCAAGUUAUUAAGUCAUUUGCCUUCUGUCCUUUGAUGGGAUCACGUGCAAAUAUAUGUCAAGAAAAAACACGCUUAAGAACUGCAACUAGAAUGCUAAUAAUGGUUGUUACAUGUUAUUUAAUUGCCAAUAUAAUUGAUGUUUUUAUCGCUUCAUGGGAAUAUAUUGACGGAGAAUCGCUGAGAAAUUUUGGAGAAUUUUAUACAAUUGCAACUGAUACGUCUUCAUUAUUAUCAGUCUUAUCAGCCAGCUUGAGGCUACCUAUAUAUAUUGCUAAUGAUGAGGUUAUACGUCAUGAAGUAAUAAUCAUUUAUUUAUUACAAGGAUAG
This is a messenger RNA of Dracunculus medinensis (Guinea worm), 966 nucleotides long. NCBI's taxonomy places the organism in Eukaryota, Metazoa, Nematoda, Chromadorea, Rhabditida, Dracunculidae. The record is from the annotation of a GenBank genome assembly.